AGAUAUGUAUGCAUUGCGAUGACGAUUAUUUUUCUUAAUUUGAAUGGAAGAAAUAGUAAUACAAUCUCAAUUUUUUUUCCCUUUUUACAAAUACUUUAAUCAUUGCCAGUAACUCAAAUUAGAAUUAAGCAACCGUAAAUCCACAUUGAUGGUAAGGAAUAGAAGAAUAUUGGCUCAAGGAAAAUAUUGUGAUUUUUGGACAAAAAAAUAAUCUGGACAGUGACACAUUCGUUAUUAAAAAAAAAAGAAAAACUGAAAAGAAAAGAAGUUUCUGAUUCUUCUUGGAUCAUCAUAGAUUCAGAAACCCAAUUCCAUUUUCUUUUGGGGAAGAAGUUGAGCUAAGAUUAAGCGCGGAAGCUCAACUAUAGAUAAUCUUCUGGUUGCUGCUCAACGAAGGACUUGUUUAAUCAUUAUCAUCAUCAUGGCAUCGACCCGACGGCCCUCAGAUUGUAGAAACUGUUGGCAAAAAUUGGCACGCCGGCGGUGAUUCUGGAGUACCAUUUACCUGAAAUUGAAGCUACCUGAUGCCGGAAAUCGAAGAAGAGCGUGUUGAAUUUAAGAAAAUAAAAAAUGCGAAGUUGAAGAAUCACUUUGAUAAACUUAACUGCGCAGACUGGGUAAAAGGUCAACUUUUGGGAUGCGGAUCCAAUGGAUCUGUGUAUGCGGGGGUCACUAGGGACGGAUUAUCUUUUGCGGCAAAAGAAGUAUCUCUUGACGAUGAUCAAGGAGAGAAAACAAAGGAGAGUAUUUGCCAACUGGAACAGGAAAUUGCUCUUCUUAGCCAAUUUGAACAUGAGAACAUCGUGCAGUACUAUGGCACCCAAAAGAAUCAAUGCAAACUCUACAUCUUUCUAGAGUUGAUGAAAGAAUCCCUUUUGAAUCGUUAUCAGAAGCAUCACCUCCGAGACUUGCAAGUUUCUGCCUUUACAAGACAAAUUCUCCACGGAAUGUUGUAUCUUCAUGAUAGGCAUGUUAUUCACAGGGACAUCAAAUGUGCAAAUAUACUGGUGGAUGCAAAUGAAUGUGCCAAACUUGCUGAUUUUGGUCUCGCAAAGGUUUCUGCACUGAAUAAUGUUUUCUCUUGCAAGGGAACUCCGUAUUGGAUGGCUCCUGAGGUUGUUAGUAGCAAGAAUCAAGGAUAUGGUCUAGCAGCUGACAUAUGGAGCCUUGGUUGCACUGUGUUAGAGAUGUUGACUCGUCAGUUUCCAUACUCAAAUUUUGAACCAGUAAGUAUAAGAUUGCGGUUUGUCAUCUUUCAUUAUGUUUUAUAUUCCAAACACCCUUUUUUUAAUGAAAAUUUAAUUGGAUGAAAUAUUUAGGAAAAGAAGCUAGGUUGAUCAUUUCUCCCUUAGAUUCAUAUGUUAUAUUGUUCUACUGACUUAGUUAGCUUGGUUUCAUAUAUUCCCUACGGUGAAUCUUUAAUUGGUUCAGCUUUGAUGCAUUCUUAGUAUGCAUGGUAGUUUGUAGUUUUUGGUUCAGAGACCACGUCAUCAAAUGAGUUUUUGUAUUGUGUUUUGUCAUUCUACUCACAUCUACGCUUGGUGUGUAUGAUGGCAAGCAAGAUUGAUGUGUAUACUAAAUAUAUGCAGAUAUUUCAUUAUUUUGACUUGUCUCUUCUCUCACUUGUGACAAUUGUUUUUUCUUGUUCUAGAACUUAAGUGGGGUGAUAUGCUUUGGCUACCUUAUGUGUUUAGUUCAUCACCUUUUGGUUAUUGUACUAUGGCUUAAUGUCAUUCCAGUGAUAUUGAAUUUUAAAGAGGUUUAAACUCUAGUGUUGCAGAUUUUGAGGUGAAAAGUACAAAAUUAAUGUAGUUUUCUGUUUCGAUGCAAUUGACGGAAAUGAGCAGAUGGCAGCCCUUUUCAGGAUUGGAAAUGGCGAACUACCACAGAUCCCUGAGACUCUCUUGCAGUGCAAAGGACUUUAUUCUCCAGUGUCUACAAGUUAGGCCAGAUGCCCGGCCGACGCCGGCUCAGCUCUUGAACCAUCCAUUUAUAAAGCUGUCUCUUUCCUCUUGAUCGGCAUCUCCAUACCAACUCAGCUGGCAUCCUGAGCAAAUCAUGUAAAAGCAUGUAUCCGCUACAUUAGGUUGCUGGAAAUUCAUCUUUUGGUUGACUACUCUCAAAACUUUUCGAGAAUAACUUCUUUUUUUCUUUUUCUUUUCAAUAUUUUCAAGUGUUGUUGACAGUUGAUUGAUCCUCAUGUUCACCUUGCUAUGUACUGCUGGGUGAUAGCGAUUAGGAAUAAUUCAUACUCUGUCAAGUCUGACUGAAAUGAACUGGAGAAUCUGCAUAUUGGCACAGAUCCUUAUUUGCAGUUUUGUUGCUUGUGCCUUAAAUGAUAUGAUCCAAGAAAUUUGAUGUCAAAAAUAUUCAAACUGUUUCUUUUUUUCCAGGUAGACCUG
This is a messenger RNA of Oldenlandia corymbosa var. corymbosa, 2402 nucleotides long. The record is from the annotation of a GenBank genome assembly. NCBI's taxonomy places the organism in Eukaryota, Viridiplantae, Streptophyta, Magnoliopsida, Gentianales, Rubiaceae.